Homalodisca vitripennis (glassy-winged sharpshooter) is the source of this 2103-nucleotide messenger RNA. RefSeq names its product MFS-type transporter SLC18B1-like. Bases 86 to 1669 code for a protein of 527 amino acids. NCBI's taxonomy places the organism in Eukaryota, Metazoa, Arthropoda, Insecta, Hemiptera, Cicadellidae. Gene Ontology annotation, biological process: transmembrane transport. The transcript has 12 exons. The record is from RefSeq and is a predicted model, not a curated record. Gene Ontology annotation, molecular function: transmembrane transporter activity.
CAAUAAUCCACGACGUGUGCCUUGAGUAUCAGCUCGGCAAGUUCGGUGGUAUGUCAGUGUGAACACCGAUCCCGGCCCGGGCAACAUGAUUCCCAUCAGUUCCUUCUCCAAGCGGCAGAUUCUAACUCUGGUUGUCUUCAGCAUUGCAGACUUCUGCAACGCAAUAUGUGUAUCCCUACAAGCUCCAUUUUAUCCCAGAGAAGCUGAACUGAAAGGAGCUACCGCCGCGGAGUAUGGUCUUGUAUUUGGUGUUUUCGAGUUGGUCGUCUUCGUCAUAAGUCCCGUCUAUGGCUCUCAAAUACAUAGGCUUGGGCCAAAGCUUAUGUUCAAUGGCGGCAUUCUCACCACAGGAAUUUGUGCCAUACUCUUUGGGCUGCUGGACAGGGUGGAGGGGCACUACCCCUUCAUCGUUCUAUCCUUCGUGAUCCGAGUGGUGGAGGCGAUGGGGAACGCCGCCUUUCUCACCGCUUCCUUCGCCAUUAUCGCCAUGGAGUUCCCGAACAACGUUGCCACCACAUUCGCAUUCCUAGAAACGUUCUUUGGCCUUGGACUGAUCGUUGGGCCUACCGUAGGCGGUGCACUUUAUGAGCUCGGAGGAUACCAAUUGCCCUUCAUGGUGCUUGGAACAGGUCUGUUCCUGGCGGCGCUUAUGACGUUCUUGGUGUUGCCGGGGCAUUCGGACCAAGAUGUGGAGGGAAGAACCGGGGCCAGUCUCCUGCAAGUUUUGAGGAUCCCAGGCGUGUUCCUGGCGGCGUGCAGCAUUGUAGUCACAUCCCUCAGCAUCAACUUCCUGUCUGCCACUCUUGAACCGCACCUCAGGCAGUUCAACUUCAGCCCCAUGUUGCUUGGUGUGAUGUUUGUCAUCAAUGGGGGAACGUAUGCCGUGACUGCACCCUUCUGGGGCUGGUUGGUAGACAAGAGGAUGAAACCGAAGACAGCGAUCCUGAUUGGCUGUGUCCUUCUCAUCAUCAGCUUCCAACUCGUUGGGCCCGCUCCAUUCUUGCCCAGCCCGCCGCCCGGCUCCACAGAAUUACUAGUCACAAUCAUCAUUGGUCUGGUGAUACAUGGACUGAGUAUCGCGUCCCAGCUCGUAGCCUGCUUCACUGAUGCGCUUAGAGAUGCUGUAGCGCACGGGUUUCCCAACAACAUCGAGACGUACGGACUCAUCUCGGGACUGUGGACAUCCACGUUUGCCUUCGGCGCCUUCAUCGGACCAUCAGUGGCUGGUUUUCUGUACGACGCCAUCGGGUUCCGCAACAGCACCGUCUUCGUUGUCAUCUGCGGUGGCAUAUUGGGAGUAUUUGUGCUGGUAUUCCUGAUCUGCACGCGGCCUAAGGGGUUGUACAAAGAAGUGCUGCCGGACGGAAGUGAGGAAGACUUAGUCAAAAAGUCACUAGGCUCCCAGAACGGGUUAUCAGACCAAUAUCACAACUUCAUGGGAUCCUCUCAGAGUAUUUCCUGUGCGCCCGGCAUGUCUGGCUACAUCACGGGCAACAGUUACCGUAACAGACUAGGUGAGUUGCACAUGAGGCAAAGUGACACAUUGACCCAUUACGGCUCCAGCUAUGGCAGCGUGGACAGACGUGCCAGUCUGGACCAGCGGAGAGGGUUCAGUCCGAGGGGGAGUGUCGACUAUCGUAGUGGCAGUGGCGUAGAGUCCGCGGCCUGACCAAACCACUCUUUGUCUUUAGAGACCACUCUCUUCUCCGGUUAACGGACGUCAUCUGCUCUCGAUCACAUCUCGGGUGCUAUUACCAGCUCGGUUUCGUGCACUCUACAUAGUUUUAUCGCGAAGUGAUAUAAAAACGUUUGUUAUGUUAAAACGUAUAUAAUUUAAAAUUUAUCAUAGUUGUUAUUUAUUAUAUCCUGUUACUUGUUUCUUUUAAUUAUGUUGUGUUGUGCUUUUUAAUGAAAGUUUUAAAUGUUUUCCAUAUUAUUUAACUAUAAUUUGUCUUCUUUUUAGAUACUAGAAAAUUGUUCAAGAAUAAUUCUCUAGAAUUAAAAAUCAGUCAUUGAAUUCACUAUGCCUAAAACACGUUGUAUAGUUAGUUAUUUUUAAUUGCAAAAAUAAACACAGUAUUUUUUAUGAAGGUGAAAACAAUA